This is a messenger RNA of Punctularia strigosozonata HHB-11173 SS5, 1937 nucleotides long. RefSeq names its product beta-lactamase/transpeptidase-like protein. The transcript is spliced from 7 exons. NCBI's taxonomy places the organism in Eukaryota, Fungi, Basidiomycota, Agaricomycetes, Corticiales, Punctulariaceae. The coding region runs from base 1 to 1779 and encodes 592 amino acids. The record is from RefSeq and is a predicted model, not a curated record.
AUGUUCAGCUUCAGGAAGAAAACUGCAGGAUGGACUCUCCUCUGUGCCGUCGCGGUCGCUCGUGCCGAAUUCCGCUCGCAGCAACCCAUGCAGGUCGGUUUUCCGGUGAUCGAUGACAAUUUUGGGAAAUAUAUCGAGGAAAUGCUUGUGAACCACACUAUCCACGGGCUCUCGGUGGGCAUCGUCCGCCCGGACGGCGUUAUCGAAACCGGUGGCUGGGGCGAGCGCACUGAAAGUGGUGAUGCCUUCACCCCCGACACUCUCAUGGCUGUUGCCUCGGUGUCGAAAGCGUUCGUGUCGGCCUCGAUGGGCAUCCUGAUGGAUGACUUUGCCAAAGGGACGAACGUUACCUCGCUGCCACCGUCGAUCGAGGUGUUCGACUUGGAAACGAAGAUCGAUGCGCUCCUGCCCGAGGACUGGGGGCUCGAUAACGCAUGCUCCGAAAACGGUACCAAUGUGCGCGACCUGCUGUCCCAUUCCACUGGACUUCCGGAUCACUCCCAAUCGCAUUUCCGGGAGGAAUCGCCCCCGGAUAUCGUCGCUCGUCUUCGCCAUCUCAGGACGUCGACGGGACUUCGGCACUCCUGGUUGUACAGUAACAUGAUGUACAUGACCGGAACGCACAUCAUCAAGAAAUACUCUGGAAUGUCCUACGAGGAUUUCGUUACCGAGCGCAUAUUCAAGCCGCUUGGGAUGCAGGACAGCACCUACUCGCCGAAGAAUGCGGAAGCAACAGGGAAGUUCUCGCAGUCUUUCGAGACCUCCGGCCGACGCAUCCCCCACGCGAUCGACGACCAGAUUGCGCCCAUCAGCGCCGGUGGCGGCGGUUGCAUCACGAACGUGGCGGACCUGUCGCGAUGGCUGCAAAUGUUCUUGCACCAAGGAGUCGAUCCGGUCACAAACAAGAGGAUCCUCCCUCAGUCGACGUACGAUGCCGUGACCUCGCCGGCGUCCAUUAUUCCAGCUCUCCCCGGAUUCCAAAUCGCCCCGGUCAUGGUUUACGGUCUCGGCUGGAUGAGGAACACGUUCUACGGAAUGGAUAUGAUAUGGCAUGCUGGUGCAAUCCCAGGCGUAUCGGCACUCGCUGCCCUUUUCCCCGAGAUCAACACAGCUGUCGUCGUGCUCGCGAAUGCUGACAACAAGUCUGACGCCACGAUCGCGAUAGGAGGGCAGAUUAUAACUUCGAUAGUUGGGCAACUGACAGACGGGCAAACUGACCCUGAAGACAGCACCGCCUCUAUGCCUAUGCAGUCGCGGACGGCAGGACGCGCUCAGGCGAUAUCCCUCAUGGAUCUGGCGGGAACGUACUCCGAUCCAGGCUAUGGCACUUUCAACCUCUGUGCUCCGGGAAGCUCGUCGUCGUACUGUCACGAUGUGAUAUCCAAUUUCUCGACCGUCGACGGGUCGUUGGGGGACACGCCGCAGCUCCUCGCCGCCUCGGCUCGCGUAUGGUCCAGCCACAUCCGCUUCACCCAGCAUUCCGACAACGAGAACGUGUUCGACGUCCGCUUCACGACCCUGUACCCGCAAGGCUACGGCAAGGACACAUCGCCGUUCGAGAUGAUGAAACUCGGAGAGGGGAUGACGACGGCCGAGUUUGUGCGGAAUCUGCAGGGUCAGGUGAUUGGAUUCGGGCUGUUUGGGGUGGCAGGAGAGGUGACGAACAGGAUGCGGGCGGGCGGGACGGUGCAGGAGCGGGCGGAUGCGUGGAUGGCGAAAGUGCCUGAGAGGCGCCGCCCUCACGCCAGCGCCGGAGGAUCGUGCCAGUGUCGCGAGUGAGGGGAGGCAAUUCAAAACGGACAUCGAUCGCAGUGCUCAGAUACUCUUCGAUGCGCACAACAAUCGCACUUCUUGGCCAAAAACCCGGGACCGCUCGAAGUCCUGACUCCCUCUGUAAUAUCGUUUCAGUCGCUCUAGCCUUGUGAAUCAAUAUUCCC